This is a messenger RNA of Penicillium cinerascens, 270 nucleotides long. Its product is annotated as SUMO family protein SMT3. The coding region runs from base 1 to 270 and encodes 89 amino acids. Gene Ontology annotation, cellular component: nucleus; septin ring. Gene Ontology annotation, biological process: protein sumoylation. The transcript is spliced from 2 exons. Gene Ontology annotation, molecular function: ubiquitin-like protein ligase binding; protein tag activity. NCBI's taxonomy places the organism in Eukaryota, Fungi, Ascomycota, Eurotiomycetes, Eurotiales, Aspergillaceae. The record is from RefSeq and is a predicted model, not a curated record.
AUGUCGGCCGAGAAGGAAGGCAGCGCUCCCGCCGUGGAGCACCUCAACAUCAAAGUUACCGACAACAACAAUGAAGUCUUCUUCAAGAUUAAGCGCUCCACGCAGCUGAAGAAGCUCAUGGAUGCCUUCUGCGAACGCCAAGGAAAGCAGAUGGCCACCGUGCGUUUCCUGUUCGAUGGAACCCGUGUGCGCCCCGAAGAUACUCCUGACACGCUCGAUAUGGCAGAUGGCGACACUCUCGAGGUUCACCAAGAACAGAUUGGAGGUUAG